Molecule: messenger RNA, 2070 nt
Organism: Exophiala xenobiotica
Lineage: Eukaryota; Fungi; Ascomycota; Eurotiomycetes; Chaetothyriales; Herpotrichiellaceae
Exons: 3
Coding region: 1-2070 (689 amino acids)
Source: RefSeq, a predicted model, not a curated record
AUGUCUAACCAAAUCAACCGACCUCCACGUCCCCCUCCGCUUCAGACCAAUGUUCGGCACGCGCGGCCAGGAUCCUCGCGCUCGAACAAUAGCAGGUUGUCGAGCAGUUUGUCCCACGCCAGCCCAGCCUCUGCGAGCUCGGCAUCGACCUACCAUCAUGGCGACGAGGCUAAUUUGACGCCCAGAGACGCACUCAGAGAGGCGAUCUUAGAUAUUGAGUGUGCCACGCGUGCUCUGCAAAUUGCGACCUCUGGCGUCAAAUCCGCCAUGAGACUCGUGGCGUUGGCAUGGGAUGAUUCAUCAGCGCCAUGGGAUGAAGCGGCAUCUCUACAGGCCCAUGCGGCGCGUUCACCUUGGCUUGCCAAUACCCCAACACUAUCUUCCAUUUCGUUCCUCGACACACCAAUUUCCUCGAUUUACAGCCCUCCUCCGUACUGGCGAGACGCGUUGCCAAAAGAGCCAAUAUCACUAACCUUCGGUAUAGAGCUGGAACACGUUUUCGCUUUCGACAUAUAUCCGGGGCCCGGCUUCGAAUGGAUGGGGUUCGAGGGCCGCGACUGCGGAGGAGACCAUCAGGAUGGACUUAGCAGUCGUGUACUUGGAGCUGACAUUGAAGGUGUAGUUCUCCCUGCGAAGUCCCGUCUUGGUAUGCCAUGCUGUACGAUGCCUGUGGCACUCUGCGUCCUCAAUCACGCAGGUCUUGAGGGUGUAAUUGAUGGGAGCGGUUAUGCGUCGUGGAGCCUUGACAAAGACUUAUCGAUCCGGUAUUCUGCUGACCUAUGCAAGGAUCUGCCAGGUAAGCUCGACGCAUAUAUGGAGAAGAACUGGAUACAGGGCCGCCACGAAUUGGUCUCCCGAGUACUAACAGCCCCUGACAAGCUAACAUUUGGAACAUUCAAAUGCAGCCGUGCCAUGAAAGAAAUCGAGAGUUAUUUGCAAGCCAUACACGGUACAUCGACCGACCCAUGGGGAGCGUUUGUCAAUAAAUCCUGUGGGUUCCAUGUGCACGUUGGUCGUACAUAUCCGGAUUCGGACGCAAUGCUUCCGUUGCCAGUUCUUCAACAUCUGGCUUACCUGCUCGUCCAGUUUGAGGAGCUGAUUACCGCUCUUCAUGACCAAGAUCGACGAUCCCGCGGCAAUGGAGACUCCCGAUUUGUGGCAUCAAACUUGAUGGGCAUUCGCCGCUCUGAGCAUUGGUGCCGGCGAAUUGAUGAGCUCGACCUUGCGAUGGCCCAGAAGAAGAUCUUCUCCAAGAACAUGACCGCCCAUAUUCUUGCGAAGAUGAUGGACACGGAUAUCACACCGUACGACAGGUUCGGAGGCCGUGUCAGCGGAGGCCGCCUGACACGAUACAAGUUCGUCAACUUCCAAAGACUGACGCAGACUGGUGAUGCUAAGACCAUCGAGUUUCGCCAACAUAAGGGCACCGUGGACUUUGACGAGAUCUCUCACUGGGUCCAUUUCAUUUUGAGCCUGGUGCGAGCCGCAGAACGAAUGGCCAAGGAUCCUACCGGCCUGCACAGCAGCCCUGUGUCUCCAGUGGUGCGCAUGUCGUUCCGCCGUAAGCAAGCGGCCAAGUACACUAUCCGGUGUGCAAAGUUGCGAGACGAAUUUGAGCGUCUGUUUGCAUUGCUCGAGUUUGAUGAGGAGACACGUUGCUAUUGGCACCAGAGGUUCGUUCAACUCAAUCCCGCAGAAGUCCUUCGAGUCGAAGAAGACGAAAACGGGGUCGAGUGGAUUGCCGACGAUGGUAGAUGCCCUGCUUGCAGUCAGGAGGACCAGGACCAGGAACAGGACAACCUAGUGUUUGCUGGCCGAGAGCAACUCUCCCCGAGUCUCCCUCGUCCGGAUCUGCCAUGGGGCUCGGAGGCUAUUGUGACUGACGAAGAGACGUUGGAAAAUCCUGACGCUGCAGUACAGCACGACAUCGAAGUCCUUCCGGCAGCACCUAGGACUGUAACUGGUCAGGACAGAAGAAUCGAUAGUCUCAUCGGUAGUCCUCAGUGGGACGAGCUCGUUCAGGCUACGAACUUGUUGCGGUUACACAGCCCUACAAGUGUGGAAAGGUAG